CACCGAUGCUGGCAGGACACCUCAGCUGCUGCGUCCCGAGUAGACCAAGCUAACCGAGAAAAGCUAGCAAACAGUCUCUUCCCUCUGAAGAAGGAAUUCUCUCCUUUUACAUAAGUAUACCAAAUCUUUGAAGAACCGUGUCCGCGAUAAAAUGAAGAGGCGGAUACACUUUUACGAUUUUGUGCUGGUUUAUUCGCUGCUCUCGAAUUUAUGGUCGUGCUCAGCGUUUUAUCUUCCGGGUUUAGCCCCAGUGAGUUUUUGUGAAGAAGGUAAAGGUGGUGAAGAUUGUCAGACGGUGAUUCAGCUGUUUGUUAAUCGUUUGGACUCAGUGGAGUCAGUCCUGCCUUAUGAAUAUGACAUGUUUGACUUUUGCAAAGAUGCCAAGGAAAUGAGGCCUUCUGAGAACCUUGGCCAGGUGCUGUUUGGUGAACGAAUUGAGUCUUCACCAUACAAGUUCAACUUUAAGCAAGAUGUUAAAUGCAAGGCGGUGUGCAAAAAAAGCUACAAGAAAGGCGACCAGCAGGAUGCAGCCAAACUGGAUUUUCUCAAGAUGGGAAUGCAGCUGAAUUACCAGCACCACUGGAUUAUUGACAACAUGCCCGUGACAUGGUGCUAUGAUGUGGAAGACAGUCAGAAAUACUGCAACCCAGGAUUUCCCAUUGGGUGCCUUGUUACUUCAGACGGCAGAGCUAAAGAUGCUUGUGUCAUCAAUUCUGAGUUCAACAAGAAGAACACAUUUUACGUCUUCAAUCAUGUGGACAUCAAGAUCAUUUACCACAGUGGAGAAUCAGAAGGAUGGAGAGGGGCUCGGCUGGUCGCUGCCACUCUUGAGCCAAAGAGUAUCAAACAUGCUGAUGAGAAUAGUCCAAGCUGUGCAGGAGGUAGCCCGAUGGAGGUCCCUGGGGAGUUUGAUAAUGAUGUGACGAUAAUUUACAGCUACUCAGUGACGUUUGAGGAAAACAAUUCAAUCAAGUGGGCCUCUAGGUGGGACUACAUCCUGGUCUCCAUGCCUCACACCAACAUUCAGUGGUUUAGCAUCAUGAACUCCUUGGUCAUUGUCCUCUUCCUGUCUGGUAUGGUUGCCAUGAUCAUGCUGAGAACCCUGCACAAGGACAUUGCCAGAUACAACCAGGUGGACCAGGAAGACUUGAUAAAGCUUCCAUCGACCAAGGGAAAAUCCUCUCUACCCUACGAGGAUGCACAGGAGGAGUCGGGGUGGAAGCAGGUGCACGGGGAUGUUUUCCGUCCCCCCAGAAAAGGCAUGUUGCUGUCUGUGUUCCUUGGACAGGGCACCCAGAUCUUCAUCAUGACCUUCAUCACACUCUUCCUGGCCUGUCUGGGUUUCCUGUCACCAGCCAACAGAGGGGCUCUCAUGACAUGUGCUGUGGUCCUCUGGGUCCUGCUGGGAACACCUGCUGGCUAUGUGUCUGCACGCCUUUACAAAACUUUUGGGGGUGAAAAGUGGAAGACAAACGUCUUGCUGACAGCACUCUUGUGCCCAGGUAUUGUGUUUGCUGACUUCUUCCUGAUGAAUCUGAUCCUUUGGGUGGAGGGUUCCUCAGCAGCAAUCCCCUUUGGCACUCUGGUGGCCAUUUUGGCCCUGUGGUUUGGAAUCUCUGUGCCCCUCACCUUCGUUGGAGCCUACUUUGGAUUCAAGAAACCUGCAAUUGAGCAACCAGUGCGAACAAACCAGAUCCCACGUCAAAUCCCUGAGCAGUCUUUCUUUACUAAGCCUAUUCCUGGUAUUGUAAUGGGUGGGAUCCUGCCCUUUGGCUGCAUCUUCAUCCAGCUAUUCUUCAUACUCAACAGCAUUUGGUCUCAUCAGAUGUACUACAUGUUUGGGUUCCUGUUCCUGGUUUUCAUUAUUCUACUCAUCACCUGCUCUGAGGCCACAAUUCUGCUCUGCUACUUCCAUCUAUGUGCCGAGGACUACCACUGGUGGUGGCGUUCCUUCCUGACCAGUGGCUUCACAGCAGUCUACCUGUUCAUCUAUGCUGUUCAUUACUUCUUCUCAAAGCUGCAAAUAAUUGGAGCAGCCAGCACCUUCCUUUACUUUGGAUACACUACGAUUAUGGUCCUUAUCUUUUUCCUCUUCACAGGUACAAUUGGCUUCUUUGCCUGCUUCUGGUUUGUAAAUAAGAUCUACAGUGUGGUCAAGGUGGACUAGAGGACUGAGGGAAAGACCGACUCCCUGCUGUCGGAGCACUGGCCUCCUCAGUGCUGGCUGUGUGAUAAAGUGGUCUGGAUGGACCUGAAUUGAAACCAUCACUUAUCAUUGAAAAGACCUGAAGAGCAGAGCCCGUCCUUUUGUGCUUUAAGCCUAUGUUGCUAUUGUUUUCAUUUUUAAAAUAUAUAAAAUUUGUGUUCACUGUUGACCAGUAAUAUUUUGAGUGACGCCUUGAAAAUCAGUGUGGGUUCCAAUGAUCUAGUUGUCAUAGUCAGCAGUUUGUUUUGGUGGGUUUAACAGGAAAAACUCUGAUGUUUUUAAGUUUCUAAAAACAGAAAAAUUUUCUGUAUUUUUGCUUUUAUAUUAUGUCUAAAUGUUUUGUUUUUCAUUCAUUACAUUUACUGUAAUGAUGAAAACAUGUACAUAUACUGUACAGAGUGAGUGAGUGAGAGAAUGCUACUUGAAGAUUGUCACCAUUAUGUAUGGAACCUUCUUUUCUUUUUUGUUGAGGUAAUGAUGGGGCUAUAAAUCCUUAAAAUAUUAGCUUAUAUUGUAGUUCAGAAAUUAUAUAAAACACUGACAUUGCUAUGAUACAUGUCCCUUCUCUUGUAUUUGAUGACUACACUUAAGUUUGCAUAGCAGCAAAGGUUACACUUGGUUAAGAAGCACAUCUGUAUCAUAGAAGGAUAUGCUACAGCUUCAGUAUGCUGCAUGUUGAGGAAAUCUCUCAGUGACAUGCCUAACUUGUUUGGCUGCAGAAUAUAUUUUCACCUAGUUAAUCAUAACACGGUCCAUAAAUUUACUGAUUUAAGUACAUAUGCACCAUUGAGAUGCACCCUUUUAAAUUUUAGGAAGCGGUUUACUGAACUGUAACUACAUAAAACACUGCUGCCUUUUGCUUUGAGCAGUGUGGAGUCAUCACCCAAGGUGAUAACAUUUUUGCAAAUAAAUACAGUUAAUUCCAAAUGAAGGCCAUGUUCUUUUCUUCAAGCCACUACAAUGCACACAUGACCAUUUUAUACAUGCUUAGCCGUGUUCCUUACAUUCUAUGUCUGUACAUAAGGUCCUAGGAUUUAGUGUUAAACAUUUCCAGAAACAUGUUCAUGAAUUUCUUGGAACUUAACAAACUUCUUCAUUGUGCUAACUUUUAAAAAGUUUGAGGUUUACCACAAAUGCACAAAAACCUCUAAUUAAGAACCUUCUGUGAAAGUGCUGUGCAGUCAUUUUUUUUUAACAGCUGAGAAUUUGAAAACUAAAAUGGUCCUAACAUCA
Toxotes jaculatrix (banded archerfish) is the source of this 3439-nucleotide messenger RNA. RefSeq names its product transmembrane 9 superfamily member 2 (gene tm9sf5). Gene Ontology annotation, cellular component: membrane. Gene Ontology annotation, biological process: protein localization to membrane. The transcript has 18 exons. The coding region runs from base 152 to 2167 and encodes 671 amino acids. The record is from RefSeq and is a predicted model, not a curated record. NCBI's taxonomy places the organism in Eukaryota, Metazoa, Chordata, Actinopteri, Toxotidae.